Molecule: messenger RNA, 1217 nt
Organism: Chelonoidis abingdonii (Abingdon island giant tortoise)
Lineage: Eukaryota; Metazoa; Chordata; Testudines; Testudinidae
Source: RefSeq, a predicted model, not a curated record
ACUGCGGUAAUAUGGCUCCUUAGUGAGCGGUCCCGGCUCGGUGCUGUUACCGCCAUUAACCCCUUGGUGCUCGGUUGCGGUGAAGGGACCGCGGGGCCGAUGCGCAGGCGCCUCUCGCGCUCCCGGGCCGCCGCCCUCCCGUGAGGAUGAGCUCGGCCGUCGGCCCCGCCGCGCUGCCCGCGGGCUCCAGCAGCCGGGCCCUGCAUGUGGAGCUGCCCUCGCAGCAGCGGCGGCUUCGUCACCUACGGAAUAUUGCUGCACGUAACAUUGUUAAUAGGAAUGGUUAUCGCCUUCUGGAUACGUACUUCACUCUUCAUUUGUGUGAUAACACUAAGAUAUGUAAAGAAUUUUAUAGGAGUGAAGUGAUCAAGAACUCCCUGAAUCCAACAUGGAGGAGUCUUGACUUUGGAAUAAUGCCUGAUCGCCUUGAUACAUCUGUGUCAUGUUUUCUGGUGAGGAUCUGGGGUGGCAAGAAAGAGCUCUAUCAGCUGUUGAUCGAAUGGAAAGUCAAUCUAGAUGGACUAAAAUACUUGGGUCAGCAGAUACAUGCUCAAAACCCAAAUGAAAUAAUUUUUGGGUUGAACGAUGGCUAUUAUGGAGCUUCAUUUGAACAGAAGGAUCAUUCAGGCACCCGAAAGAGUAGUCUUCUCCAGGUGGAUCAGAACUGUGUCCGUAACUCGUAUGAUGUCUUCUCGUUGCUUAGGCUUCAUAGAGCCCAGUGUGCAAUUAAACAGACUCAGGUAACUGUUCAGAAAAUAGGAAGGGAGAUUGAAGAAAAACUGAGACUUACAUCCACAAGCAAUGAACUGAAAAAAAAGAGUGAGUGUUUACAGUUGAAGAUUUUGGUGCUUCGGCAUGAGCUGGAGAGGCAGAAGAAGGCACUGGGUCGAGAGGUGGCCUUGCUGCAUAAGGAACAAAAUAUGUUACUUGACAAAGGAAAGGCAUUUGAGACUGAAUACCAGAGGCUUCAAAUGCAUAAAGAAUCCUUGCAUGAGUUGAGAAAAGAAUGCACUGCUAAGAGAGAAUUGUUCUUGAAGACCAAUGCACAGUUGACCAUUCGAUGCAGACAGUUGUUAUCAGAGCUCUCCUAUAUUUACUCUAUUGAUUUGAACGAUCAAAAGGAUUACUUCGUCUGCGAAGUCAAGCUGCCUAAUUCUGAAGACUUUCAAGGUAGCUGGAUGUUUCUUUCAUUUAGUACCUAGAAUUGUAACAUUACU